CGGGUGUAGUGUACGAGGAUACAGGAACUCGCCCUGAUCGAUCAUAUUGCAAGGAUACUAACACAGCUAUGACGUCACACCACAUGCAAUGCUGCUCCCUGGGCAAUUGCGCAACCAUUACGUGCAGACUGGACAGCCUUCUAGCGACGAGCACAGCGAAAGGAGAAGUCGUUAUAAAUAUCAAGUCAAGAAUCUGGAUAAAUACUUUACUUGAGGUAAACCUUACAAAUUUGAGGAUAUCAUCGCGUGCUUCAGCUGUAACUAAAGGUAGCUACUAUGCCAUACCAUUCGAUGUUCAUCCUGCCGCUAACUAUACGAUUACAACGGAUGUAUCCGAGUACGUGGAAGUAGACGAACGGAAGAAACACAUCCCGAUCUGGAUUUAUAUAGUUGCUGCAUCGGUUGGACUUCUUAUUGUUAUACUUUUAAUUCUCAUUUUGUGGAAGAUCGGAUUCUUCAAGCGGAAGAAGAUCACUCCCGAACAGAGGAAGAAAAUGGGCCAUUCCGAAUCCUCAAGAUCACAAAAGUACGUCCCCUACAGCUAUAGCACAUGCCGAUCUUUUCCCAAUUGAUCCUCAAGCAACUAACUGCGCGCGCAAUCUUGAGUGUUCGCAGGGUUGCUCUUCGUCUAUUCGUCUUUAGUGGCUUAUACCAAAAAUCGCACAUCUUUGACAUACAUUGUUCAAGAUGUUAAAAUUGAAAAUGAAUCAUUUUGAAUAAUGAGUUGAUAAAAUGCUUUGUGUUAUUGCAACAUUUGUAAAAUCAAAUACACUCGUUAGACAUUGAUAUAGUAAUAUAUUCCAUUCUAAAUAUUUUGGUAUCUGCAAUAACAUUUCUAGUCUUUCCAAAAUGGCUUCCAAUUUAUUACUAUUUGCCAAGCUUUGAUAACAAUGAAUUGAAAUAACUGAAUUGUCAGAAGUACAAAAAGGUGGUAUGUAACUUGUAAUCGAUGAUUACCUAUGAUUGAAUGAUUGAAAAUGAAACAAAUUAAAUUCAAUUAUAACAUGACGUUAACUGAAGAAAGGCUUAAAGACUGUCAUCUACUGGGGAUUUUUGUUUUGCUGGGGGGGGGGGCUAUCAUUGUUGCACAUGAUAGUAACGAUCCAUUGUUCUCUUUGGCCAAUCAGCGUCAGUGUUAUAAAAACUGACAUCAGUAAACUUUACACUGAUUGGUUAGUGUCUAAUAAUAAAUUAGUUGUAGCCUGCUUCGAAUGCAUUGAAAACUGCUUGGGGGUACUGUACGUUGAAACAAACAACGACGUCCGGAAAUUUCCGAAAUCUGGCCGAUUUAAUUUCGUGCAAUUUCGGGGAUCGGUUCAACUUCGGCUUAGAGCAAGAGGGGGAAAUCGGCUAGUUGGUAGCACCGAAAAACUGAAGUGAUCUCUGGAAUCUGGAAUCGUCUGUACGCCGUCUUAAAGUGUGUUGCAUCCGCUUUUUAACUUCUCCUCUCUGUUUCAUGGAAUGCUUUCCAGCAUGACACAUUAGUUAGAGUAGAAUAUUUUCACUUUGUAUUUACAAAGAUUGAUAUUACAAAUAUCAAUGCUAUUAUAUUAAUAACGUUAUUUGAAUAUUCAAAACUUCUGAAGUCAGAUUCACUUUGCAAGACAACAAGUACAAUGUGUACAGCGCUUAGAACCUGUAGGUUAAGGCACUAGUUGAAAUUCUGGUUCAUUUUCUUCUUCAAAAAAAAAUGAUAUUACAACGAGUAGAAUUUCAAAUAAAAUAAAAAAUACAUGUACCUUAAUAUAUUUUAAUGAUAAUGGUAGAAACAAUUUACACAGUAAAACCAGGGACUUGGAAGACAAGUCCAAGUCCCUGGUAAAACUAUAUAGA
Strongylocentrotus purpuratus (purple sea urchin) is the source of this 1833-nucleotide messenger RNA. RefSeq names its product integrin alpha-V-like. The transcript has 4 exons. The coding region runs from base 69 to 572 and encodes 167 amino acids. Gene Ontology annotation, cellular component: external side of plasma membrane; integrin complex. Gene Ontology annotation, molecular function: integrin binding. NCBI's taxonomy places the organism in Eukaryota, Metazoa, Echinodermata, Echinoidea, Camarodonta, Strongylocentrotidae. Gene Ontology annotation, biological process: cell-matrix adhesion; cell adhesion mediated by integrin; cell-cell adhesion. The record is from RefSeq and is a predicted model, not a curated record.